UGAGAAUACGGGGACAAGAGAGAAGACAAAGAAAAGGGAAGAAAAUGGGGGAGACGCUGGGGAAUUUGGGGUCUGUAAUGGCGACAUUGAUGUUCAUCUGGGCUAUGUUCCGGCAAUACUUCCCUUGCGACCACAUCGAAAAAUACUCCCGCAGAUUGAUGAAGUUUUUCUACCCUCACAUCGAAAUCACUUUCGAUGAAUACGGCAGAGGUCAUUUCAUGCGCCAUGAAUUCUACACCGCCAUCGAUACCUACCUCAGCUCCAAUACCGCCGACCAAGCCAACCGCCUCAAAGCCAACACCGCCAAAAACAACCAGUCACUCGUUCUCACCAUUGAUGACGGUGAAGAGGUUGAAGAUGAGUUUGAGGGAGUGAAGCUGUGGUGGACUUCAAGGACGAUCACAGCCGAAACUCAGACCUCCCGCUCCUAUGAGCAGCCGGAUGAGAAGAGGCACUACCGGCUGACUUUCCACAAGAAACACCGGGAUUUGAUCAUCAAGAAGUACCUCAGUCAAGUUUUGACACAAGGGGAGGCGAUUAAGGUCAGAACCCGGCAGCGGAAGCUUUAUACCAACAGUUGGUCGAUGUGGAGCCAUGUGGUUUUUGAUCACCCUGCAACUUUUCAAACGCUUGCCAUGGAGGCUGAUAAGAAGAGGGAGCUGAUCGAGGACUUGGUUUCUUUCAGCCAGGCUAAGGAUUUCUACGCAAGAAUUGGGAAAGCUUGGAAGCGGGGUUACCUCCUUUAUGGCCCUCCUGGGACGGGAAAAUCUACCAUGAUUGCUGCCAUGGCGAAUCUGCUGCUGUACGACGUCUAUGAUCUUGAACUGACGGCGGUCAGUGACAACACCAUGCUGAGGAAGCUGCUGAUGCAGAUUCCGAGCAAGUCCAUCACUGUGAUUGAGGACAUCGACUGCUCCCUCAACUUGACGGGUCAGAGGAAGAAGAUGAAGGAGAACAAGGCGGCCGAGGAGGAAGAGAAAGGCCCCAUUAAAAAACAAGCGAAGGUAGGAGACUCUGAUGAAGGGAAAACCAGCAAGGUGACUCUCUCCGGGCUGUUGAACUUCAUUGACGGCCUUUGGUCGGCCUCCGAGGGGGAAAGGCUGAUAGUGUUCACGACGAACUACAAGGAGAAGCUCGACCCAGCUCUGAUUCGGCGAGGAAGGAUGGACAAGCACAUCGAAUUAUCAUACUGCAGCUUUGAAUCAUUCAAGGUGCUGGCUAAGAAUUAUCUGGAGCUUGAUUCCCACCACCUGUUCGACACGAUUGAGAGGCUGUUGGGGGAAAGUAAAGUGACCCCAGCUGAUGUUGCUGAGCAUUUGAUGCCUAAGACAAGUGUGGCUGAUGUUGAAACAAGCUUGAAGAGCCUGGUUCAGGCAUUAUUGGAGAUGGCGAAGGAACAAGCAAUGUUGAAGGCCAAGGAAGAAGGCAAAGAGAAGGAGUCAUCUGCUAGGGAAGAAGAUUGACGAUCAUUGGCAAUAGAGACUAUGAUUGUGUUUAUCAUUCUGAAUUAAUUCCUGGGAAUUAUGAAAUAUUGGUCAAGUUAAUAGUUUGGUAAUUGAGGUUAAUGGGAAAUGCAUAUGGUUACCAAUUCUGAAGAUCUUUUCUAGGGCUUAAGACGUGGGUGGGGGUUGGAAGGAUAAGAGAAAUGAGAGAUGAAGAUAUUGGGAGCAAAGGAUAAGAGAAAUGAAAAGAUGAAAGUUUGUGCCUAAUGAAUAUUUUUACAAUAUGAAGAUGAAUGCUGAUCACUCGUGUUAUGGAAAUGGAAGACAUUAGUAAUA
Vitis riparia (riverbank grape) is the source of this 1778-nucleotide messenger RNA. Its product is annotated as AAA-ATPase At3g28580-like. The coding region runs from base 45 to 1463 and encodes 472 amino acids. The record is from RefSeq and is a predicted model, not a curated record. The transcript has a single exon. NCBI's taxonomy places the organism in Eukaryota, Viridiplantae, Streptophyta, Magnoliopsida, Vitales, Vitaceae. Gene Ontology annotation, molecular function: ATP hydrolysis activity; ATP binding.